CCGAACUCGGUCCGGAAUCGUCACUACGUUUGUAACGUUCAUCAACGAGAUUGUUUGUUGACGCGUCAAUGUUAGUUAGUUUCAUUGACAAUAUUCCUGGGAUGGAAGAUCAUUUCACAUCAUUUAUUGUGUGACAGUGUACGGAACGUUUUAUCAGGAGAUAUUUUUUCUCGGCGGUUUCGUGCUGAAUCUCGAUUUGAUUUAUGUUGUGUGCGCGGACAUGUUGAAAGGUACGAAUAACGUCGUUUCGUACAUGUGUUAUCGAAGAUUCGCCGGGAAUUUUGUCUGACAGAUACAUAGGAUCUUACGUGUAUUCAUUUGACGUACGUCAGAGUGGCUUCGUGAUUGUUUUUUCAAGUAUAUAUAAGCGGACGAGAGGACGUCUUGAUUAGAGCGCUGCGAGGUCGUACCAACUGCACAACGGCGAAUUCUCCGUGAAGAGGUAGCCGAGGAAAAAGAUGCAUCGUCGUUGAGGGACAAAGAGAAUCUUGGAGAAUCGUUCAGCCUGUUAGCAUGGAGACAUCGAGCAAAAUGGUGGACAAGAACGAUCCGAAGCAGAGGGAGAAGAUCAAGAAGAUGUUCAGCUGGAGCGACGGUCUGACCGCUGACGGGACAGCAGGAGGAGGAGGCGGUCAGGCGAACACAGAGAACAUGCAGAGCAACGGGGAUAGUACUCUGGACAUGACGGCGCCUAAUCCUGUGCUUGCAACGCCGGGGUUGAACAACCCUACGUGGAGUCGGCAGCAAGCAGUCAGCGUCAGGCAUGCCUUCAAGACUUACGGCAGCAGCAAAAAUCCCAAUCAUGUUAUCCAGAAUCUCUGCAUGACGGUGGCGAAAGGAUCCAUAUAUGGACUCCUUGGCGCCAGUGGAUGCGGCAAAACCACCCUGCUCUCUUGCAUCGUCGGUCGGAGGAGAUUGAAUUCCGGAGAGAUCUGGGUCCUUGGAGGGAAACCAGGCACCAAAGGAUCCGGAGUUCCAGGAAAAAGGGUCGGUUACAUGCCGCAGGAGAUCGCCCUCUAUGGAGAAUUCACUAUUAGAGAGACUAUGAUGUACUUCGGUUGGAUUUUUGGCAUGUGCACCGAAGAAAUCGCCGACAGGCUUCGAUUCUUGUUACAAUUCUUGGAUCUACCUUCUCAGAAUCGGCUGGUGAAGAAUCUUAGCGGUGGCCAGCAGCGACGAGUGUCCUUCGCAGUAGCCCUAAUGCACGAUCCAGAGCUUCUAAUUCUGGACGAGCCAACCGUGGGUGUAGAUCCUCUUCUUCGUCAAAGCAUCUGGAACCAUUUGGUCCAGAUCACGAAGGACGGCAACAAGACCGUGAUCAUAACGACCCAUUACAUUGAAGAAGCCCGACAGGCGCAUACGAUUGGUUUGAUGAGGAGCGGCCGUUUAUUGGCCGAAGAAUCUCCAAGGGCUCUCCUUCAAAUGUACAACUGUGCUUCACUAGAGGAAGUUUUCCUGAAACUUUCUCGAAUACAGGGACAGUACUCUCAACCACCAGAAUUGAACAUCUCCAGUAAUAUUAGUUUGGCUUCUCUGAACUGGGGCAAGAAGAAUGAGCCAGUGUACGUGACGGAAGAAUCAGGUGUCGUGGGUCUGAAUUUCAGCCAGAGCAAAGAGGUCCUCGUUCACGACACUACGAAUGGCGUGGGGAAUCAUUACGAUAUGAACGGAAAACCUAUGUCCAGCGUGAAGAAUUCAAUGCUGGAUUGCGACGAUUGCGGUGAUUUCACUGAUUGCUAUAAGAUAACGAACAAGGGUAAAAUGAGAGCGUUGCUGCAAAAGAACUUUUUACGUAUGUGGAGAAAUGUGGGAGUGAUGCUGUUUAUCUUUGCACUGCCAGUAAUGCAAGUGAUCCUCUUUUGUUUGGCUAUUGGUAGGGAUCCAACGGACUUAAAAUUGGCUGUAGUUAAUCACGAAAUGUCAUUCGAGAAUAAAUCCUGUCCUGUAACCGAAGACUGUAACUUUUCACACCUCAGUUGUCGAUACCUGAAAUUUCUCAACAACGAAACGAUCACGAUAAAGUAUUAUCGAGAUCCUACCUCAGCAAAGGACGCUGUUCGCGACGGAGAAGCCUGGGGGACUUUGUAUUUUACUGAGAACUUUACAGACGCUCUGGUAGCAAGAAUGGCCCUUGGAAGAGAAGCUGACGAUGAAACUUUGGAUCAGAGCGAGAUCCGGGUUUGGCUAGACAUGUCCAAUCAACAAAUAGGCCUGAUGCUAGCCAGAAAUCUUCAGUAUUCAUACAGGGACUUUGCCAAAGAUCUUCUCUCUGCCUGCGAUCAGAACACAAAGCUGGCUGACGUACCAAUUCAGUUCGAGGAUCCAAUCUACGGCACCAAUGAGCCCAGUUUCACUGAUUUCGUGGCGCCAGGAGUAAUUUUAACAAUUGUCUUCUUCUUGGCUGUGGCCCUCACUUCUUCCGUUCUUAUCAUCGAGAGGAUGGAGGGUUUAUUAGACAGAAGCUGGGUAGCUGGCGUUUCACCAGGAGAGAUUUUAUUCUCCCACGUGAUCACCCAGUUCGUGGUGAUGUGCGGUCAAACCGCGCUUGUACUGAUCUUCAUGAUUCUGGUGUUCGAUGUCGAGUGCAAGGGAGAAAUCGGUUGGGUGAUCGUGCUGACGAUACUCCAAGGCCUCUGCGGCAUGUGCUUCGGGUUUGUAAUUUCAGCGAUUUGCGAACUUGAAAGGAAUGCAAUCCAGCUGGCUCUGGGCAGUUUCUAUCCUACGCUUCUGUUGAGCGGUGUGAUUUGGCCAGUAGAAGGUAUGCCUUCAUUCCUGCGACACGUGUCUCUGGGCCUUCCACUAACAAUGGCGACAACGUCACUGCGUUCAAUGCUGACGCGCGGUUGGUCCAUCUCAGAACCAGACGUCUACAACGGUUUCAUCUCGACCAUCGUCUGGAUAGUCGCGUUCCUUACGAUAAGCAUAGUGGUGCUCAAAUUCAAGCGCGGAUAAAAUGGUAUCAUGGCGUUUGCGAGUGGAGUAAUCACCACGUAAACAAAAAAGAGCGUGCUAGAGCCAUGUUGGUGCGGCUCGAAACAUCACGAUCGGCCUAUGAUGGUAGCUCAAAGCGGAGAUCGCUUCGGAAAGCUUCCGCGAGACGAUCUCGUUGCGCCCUUCGUGCGUGAACCUCCAGAUACAUGUGAUGCUCCUUGUGCGCUUAAUGUUUCCCUUGUGUGCGAAUGAAGAUGAACGAAUGGUUGUGUGUCGCGUGUUUAGUUCUUUCUUUUUAGGGUUUUCUCUUCUUCUUCUUCUUCUUCUACUUUCAUUUCCCUCUUUUGUAUCCUCAGGGAUGCAUUUUACCAUGGAUAGUCGUUUUUUUUCCGCGAGAAGUAUUCAUCGUCUCGUUUGAGUUAACCUAUAAAAUGGGGUGACACUGUACAGAGAACGUUUUGGUGAUGGACGAGACGAUCUGUACUUGUGAAUAGUCCAGUACAAUGUGCCCUGAUAAAUAUUCGAAGUGUGUUCAGAACGGCAUAAGAGAAACGUGAACAAAAUGGACAUAAAUUAACGAGUUAGCGAAAAUUAGAUGUAGGACAAUUUUACUUGCCCAUGACUUAAGUGUACGUUUUUAUUUAACUUGUACAACGCGAUCUGGGGAACGACGCGUCUAAAAGUAUAAACGAGGAGAAUAUCCA
Molecule: messenger RNA, 3635 nt
Organism: Habropoda laboriosa
Lineage: Eukaryota; Metazoa; Arthropoda; Insecta; Hymenoptera; Apidae
Gene: snu
Product: ABC transporter G family member 23
Exons: 15
Coding region: 514-2952 (812 amino acids)
Cellular component (GO): membrane
Molecular function (GO): ATP binding; ABC-type transporter activity; ATP hydrolysis activity
Source: RefSeq, a predicted model, not a curated record